Molecule: messenger RNA, 1186 nt
Organism: Spizellomyces punctatus DAOM BR117
Lineage: Eukaryota; Fungi; Chytridiomycota; Chytridiomycetes; Spizellomycetales; Spizellomycetaceae
Product: mitochondrial 37S ribosomal protein NAM9
Exons: 2
Coding region: 40-993 (317 amino acids)
Biological process (GO): positive regulation of translational fidelity
Cellular component (GO): mitochondrial small ribosomal subunit
Molecular function (GO): rRNA binding; structural constituent of ribosome
Source: RefSeq, a predicted model, not a curated record
AUCCGGCUGACUUUGCCCUUCCAAUAAACCAGCAAAACCAUGCCAGGCCGCAUUAUAAGAUGGAAGGUCAAAGACCCUUUUGACCCAAACCGUGCUCUCAUCCGCAUGUCAUGGAACAAAUAUAACCUAUAUGCCUUGGCGACUCGCAAUGCACCAGAGGACCUGACUCGGAAAUCAGUCUUUCAACAGAAAUGGACGGCGAAACGGGAACUCCGUGCUUAUCAUGUUCCAAACAUUACGGAAAGACAGCUAAUUCAACGGCAUUGGUCUGCCCGGUUACCCUUGCAACAAAUGACACAGGCAGAAAAAGAUCGGCUUCCACCUGUGCAGGCGCUAGCUUUUGCGGAGACUGAACGGAGAUUAGAUGUGGUUGUGUUUAGAAGUCAUUUUGCAAGCAGCAUUUGGCAGGCAAGGAGUUUUGUCAUUCAAGGACAUGUUAAGGUCAACGGAAAGCCGUGUGCAUACCCUGCCCGUAGUCUUGAAGAUGGCGAUAUGGUAACUGUAGACUACAAUGUCGUACCUACCAUCGGCAAGGACGACUCUGGCAAACCAAUCUUCAAGCGCGUCGACUAUAUGGCACCCUGGAUGUUCCUGCCCGCGUAUCUCGAAGUGGACUACCAAACGUGUUCUACAGUUUUCCUGCGAACUCCACUUCCCCAACCAGACCAAGUAGAGGUUCCUUCUCCUUUUCCGCCGGACUGGCAUCAACUCGUGUAUGAAUGGUACUCUUCGAUUUACAAGAAGAAACUCUCGGUCAAGACCAAUCCAAAUUUGCAGCCGCCAGUUGUGAUCGAAGGUCAGACGAUCAAGUUGAAGCCAAAGUUUGCGGAAAUACGGAGACGAGACGACAAGGAAGCAGCUUCGCUGCGCAAGAAGCGUAGAAACGAAAGGGAGGAGGCUGCAAGAGCAACAAGGGAAGCGAAAAAGGAAACAACGAGACCUGGAGGGGAGCCAUCGGCCGCUGGUGAGCCUGCGAAGAAUGAAAAAUACUAGAUUAAAGUGCAGGGGACGGGAAAAUAUGGGACUUGCACAAAAUCAAUGAUCGUUGUAGGUAAUCUAGAGUGAGUGGGGAGUUGUAAUUUAGUGAUUCUUUUCUUGUAUUUAUCACAUCAAUUAAGCACAAUGACGGCAACACCGUCCAAGUCAUCUUACAUGGCCCAGCCCUCUAACAAAAGUAAAUACAUGC